AUGGCAUCUCGACAACGACCUACUGAGUUGGCAACUUUGAAACGAAAAAUUGAAACUCGUUUUUUCGAUAAGAAGGUAAGCCCCGGUCGUCCUGUCGAACAAUUUAUUACUGAAUUAGAUGUCUUGCUUCAAAAUUUACACAAUAUAUCAACAGCCAAGCAACAUAGAAAUAUUCCAAGCUCAUCUCAAAAUGAAAAUCCUCCAAUAAUUAUAAGAAAGAAGAAAAAUUAUGGUCGAUUAGUCAAACGAUUGAGAUAUAAAUUAAAAUUGGCUGACACAAUAUUACGAAAGAGUGAUAAGUCUAAAGUAUUUCAUCUAGGUAAAUCCAUCGAUUAUCGUAAGAAAUCGGAUGAAUAUAUGGAGAAAACUAAAGCAUAUCAAUGUCUUGGUGUUAAUGAUCCAUUACCAGAUUUAAUUCGUCGUACCAAUAAAUAUCUUUUAGACUUACGCUUAGCCAAAUGGAUUAGUCAAAAACAAUAUGAACAAUUAAGUAUUAAUCUAAAUGACGUUGAGCUCGCUCAUCUAUAUUAUUUACCAAAAACUCAUAAACCUGGUACUCCGCUUCGUCCUAUAAUUUCUAGUUUGAAACAUCCGACGACAAAAAUUUCUAAAUUUCUUGAUGAUUUACUUCGACCUCUUUUUGAUCAAAUGUCUUCAAAGACAACGAUUAUUUCUGGCUUUGAACUAGUGAAACAUUUACAAAAAUGGUCACAUAAUAAUUUACGUCAAGAAACAUUAUUUUGUACUAUUGAUGUGGCUGAUCUUUACACGAUGGUACCACAAAUCGAAGGAGUAUUAUCAUUAAAGAAAAUGUUAGAUCAUCUAAAAUUAAAACAAAUGGGUGGUCUUAAAAUUGAAACAAUUAUUCGAUUAAGUCGAUUUGUUAUGAAGAAUAAUUAUUUCUCAUACGAUGACCAAUUUUAUCAUCAAAUUCGUGGUGGAGCUAUGGGUUCUCCACUUACUUUAACCAUGGCUAAUUGUUAUAUGUUCUUUUAUGAACAGCAAAUUAUAAAGCAAAUACAAAAUAGUGGUGGACUUUAUUUUAGAUACAUUGAUGAUAUAUUUAUAGCUAUAAAUUGGCCAGCUCGACAUUUAUUUAAACAAAUUGACAGAUGGAACCAUUUUGAUGAAAAUAUUAAAUUAUCAGAAAAUAUUGGUUCAACAGCUGAUUUUCUCGAUUUACAUAUCGAAAAUCAAGAUGGACAAUUAUUUACUACAAUUUAUCAGAAACCAUCUUAUGAACCAUAUUAUUUGCCAUUUAAUAGUAUACAUCCGUUACAUAUGAAGAAAAAUAUCAUAUUUACGAUGUUACUCCGUGUUAUUAGAUAUUGUUCAACAUUUCAAGCCUAUCUUGAUGAACGUGAAAAAUUACGAAUGGCACUUAUGGUUAAUAAAUAUCCAAAUAAAUUUAUCCAUGAACAGUUUAAUCUGGUCUUAUUAAAAUUAAAAAUAGAUCAGCCACUGACAUACAUUAAUUAUAAUAACUUCCGACAAAGAAUCAUACAUUCUCCUGUCAAAGAAACAGUACCAGUAGACUAUGGCAAAACAAUGUUUAUUCAUUUUACUUAUUGCUCAGGCAUGAAAACAUUUCCCAGUAAAUUUCAUGCUAUAUGGAACAAAUACUUUGGACAAUCACCAAUUAACGAAGUUGUACCAGUUCUUGGUACCCGUAAUGUAAAAAACUUACAAAGACGUUUAAUGCAUACAAGAUCAAUAAAUAUUGAUAUGUAA
Molecule: messenger RNA, 1731 nt
Organism: Rotaria sp. Silwood2
Lineage: Eukaryota; Metazoa; Rotifera; Eurotatoria; Philodinida; Philodinidae
Source: the annotation of a GenBank genome assembly